AUGACUAGAAGCAGAGCCAAGGGUCUUACCAUCUUCAAGCCAUUUAAAGAGAAGAAGGGCACUGUGAUUGCACUAUCUGAUGAUAGUGAUUCCCCCAUAAAGAGGCUUGCUGAUCAAGCUAGUGAAAACAGAUCAACAAAAGUGGAUUUUACUUAUUUGAACACCCUGGCAGAUGCAGCUACACAAAUGAUCACUCCAAGCAUACCUCCAAGUAUUACAGAAAGGCUUCAAACAGCUGAGGCUAAAAAGCAUGGUACUUCCUCUUUAAAUAACCACAUGAAAGCUUGUUUAAAGAAUCCCCAUGCUAAGGAAACAAAGCAGUCAAUUCUUGCAUUUCAAUCUGCAAAAUUUGAGAAUAGUGAUGGUGCUUUGACCUCUUGGGUUUUUAACCAAGAGGUUGUUCGAAAGAUGUUAGCGAAAAUGAUUAUAAUGGAUGAACUUCCAUUUAGGUUUGUUGAAGGGAGAGGUUUUAAACAGUUUGUUGAGACUGCAUGCCCUAGAUUUAAGAUCUCUUCUAGAUGGACAGUUAAUAGGGAUAUAUUCAGUAUUUACUUUGAAGAGAAAACCAACCUUAAGAAAUUGUUUAAGUCAAGCAUGCAGCAGAUUAGUUUGACCACUGAUACGUGGACAUUUGUCCAAAGAAUCAAUUAUAUGUGUGUCACUGCACAUUUUAUUGAUGGUGAGUGGAAAUUAAAUAAAAAGGCCAUCUCAUUUGUGCCUAUACAUUCAUAUAAAGGGGAAAGUAUAUCUAAGGCCAUAGAGAGUUGUUUGCUUGAAUGGGGAGUAAAAAAUAUUUUCACCAUCACAGUUGAUAAUGCAUCAAGCAAUGACAUUGCCGUUGGGUUCAUGAAGAAGAAGGUGGUGAAUUGGGGUGGUUCUUCUACUAGGGCAGAAUUCAACAGUAAGAAGAUUAGGGAUUGCAUUAGGUGGGUGAGGGGUUCUCCAUCUAGGUUGAAGAAGUUUAGAGAACUUGCAGAAUUGCUUGAAGUGGAAGAGAAAAGUUCCUUAUGUCUUGACGUUCCAACUAGAUGGAACUCCACCUAUAUGAUGCUUCAAACCGCAAUAGGUUACAGAAAAGUUUUUGAAACGUAUGAGAGUAGUGACAUCGCGUUACAUUUGGAUUUGGGUGAUUCGAUGCCUUCCUAUCUUGAUUGGUUACAGAUUUCGGAUUUUAGUUGCAUUAUUGCCGAUAUGUUACAAUAUACGUCGAAAGUUGAAGAGGAAAUGGGUGUUAAAAUGAAAGAGAAGUUCAGUAAAUAUUGGGGUGAUCCAGAUAAGAUGAACUUCGUCAUAUUUUUUGGCAAUAUAUUGGACCCGAGAGACAAGGUUGAGUACAUGCAAGUCUAA
This is a messenger RNA of Cynara cardunculus var. scolymus (artichoke), 1347 nucleotides long. RefSeq names its product zinc finger BED domain-containing protein RICESLEEPER 2-like. Bases 1 to 1347 code for a protein of 448 amino acids. The record is from RefSeq and is a predicted model, not a curated record. Gene Ontology annotation, molecular function: DNA binding. The transcript has 5 exons. Lineage: Eukaryota; Viridiplantae; Streptophyta; Magnoliopsida; Asterales; Asteraceae.